UGGGUCUCACCACAAUCUUCGCAGCGCCAGCCCCAGCCUGAGGAGCUCGAGUCCCAGCUUAAGGAGUUCGAGCUCCAGCCUGAGGAGUGGGAGCUCCAGCGAGGACGACAGCUGGGACACAAACAGCUGGAGCUCGGGGGCCACCUGCCUGCUGCGGAGCUCCAUCAAGCAGCACAGUGAGGAGGUCUUCAGGGCCCGCGCAGGUUCUGGGGGGCGACCCGAACCAGCCGUGACAGCCAGUGACUCGGAGGCCGGCUACCAGAGCCUAGACAUCUGCCAGGCGGCACUUCCAGCUCGGGCGGAGAGCCAGGAGGUGCUGGAGAAAGUUCAGCUCACCUCGAGGGGGAACUCGCUGCAGAGUUUGACGUCGAGCCAAGGCUCAGCGGCAUCGGCCGUGCCCACAAGAAUCGAGCAGAAGAUUGAGGCCAAAAUUAAGUUCUCUGCGUUUCUGGACGAGGUGACGUGCAGUGUGCUGGACCCGGGAAGUCUGGAAGCCUUCGGGGGGGUCCGACAAAGAGAACCAGCACCAGCGCUGGUGACUACGCCCUGUUCGUGGUUUAGCCCAAGCGCAGAGCCUGGUGUCCGAGACCAAAGGAGGGGGAGAACAUGUGGGAACGUGCCAGGUUCCAUGUACCAGUGGUCCAAGUGUUUACCGAGCUGCAAGAUCCUGGAGUCCAGCGACAGCCUGCGUAGAACCAGCGACGAGGGUUCUCUCAUGGAAGCAGUGGGGAAGACCUAUUUAGAGACGGACAUCGACAGCGUGCGGCGGCAGGACGAGUUGAGCCUGAGCGGGUCGCACCGAGAGGCCAAGGCGGUGUCACAUGCUCGAGAACGAGAGAGGGAGCACCCACGCGAAAGGGAGCGAGAGAGAGACAGGGAGAGAGACAGGGAGAGAGACAGGGAGAGAGAGAAGAGGAGCAUUUUGGUCAACCCUGAACACCAGGUUCGGGCAAACUUGGUGCGGGGCCAGAGCCCGAGCAUCAGUUGGUCCGACGGCUCCACAAAAAACCUCAAGACGGCAUCUCUUCCCAGACCUGGCAGCAGCAUGGCCUCUGAUGGUGAGAUGCAGAACAUGAGCUCUCUGCACGAGCAGAAGGAGGACCUGCGCAAGCGUCUCAACUACACCACCCACAAGCUGGAGCAGCUGGAGACGGAGUUCGACUCCACCCGCCAGUACCUGGAGACGGAGCUGCGCCGCGCCCAGGAGGAGCUGGAGAAAUUCACAGACAAACUCCGCAGGAUCCAGAGCAGCUAUGCAGCCUUACAGCGCAUCAACCAGGACCUGGAGGAGAAGGUCCGCGGCACGAAUCAACACCACGAGGAGGAGAAGAGGGCGCUCAGUCGCGAGAUCAUCGUUCUCAACAAUCACCUGAUGGAAGCCAAAAUCACCAUUGAGAAGCUCAGAGAAGACAAUGACCUAUACCGCAAGGAUUGCAACCUGGCGGCUCAGCUUCUUCAGUGUGGAAAAUCCCAUUACCGGUCGCACAAGCUUUCAGAGCUCCCAGUUGACUUCCAGGAGCGUCUGAGCUCGCACAUGGAGAAGCAAGGCCGCGGGCGCACCGUGGCAAUGUGCCACUCUCCCUACUCCGACGCUUCGGUUCCCGCCUCCGUUAUUGGAAAGGUCCUGGAGAAGCCGGAGCCCGGGAGUAGCUGCCCGGUGACGCAGUCACCAAGUCCACAGCCUCAGGACACUGACCACUACGGCUCCGCCGGGGACGGUGUAGGGGAUGGUCCUGGAACAAGGGGACUGGGAGGGGGACGAGGUGGUGGGGAACACCUUCAUCGCCGCGCGGCACACAAGACGUCAGAUCUGUACUGCAGCGACACAGCACUGUACUGCCCGACGGAUGAGCGUCGGCGCGAGCGCUGGCAGGAACGGCGUCAGAGCGUGGACGUGCAUGGCAAUGAGCUGGGACUGCAGCUGCUGCACAUGCAGAACUCCACCGACAGCAACCCCGACGAGGACGACGGCAGCCUCAGCGGUGGGGGCGGAGUCGGUGUGGGCGGUGGCGUGGGUGGGUUCCACCCAGGCUUCCAUCACCACCACCACCACCACCACUCCUCCACCUCCUUCCAUGACUUCGCCACGGCCGGCUCACUGCCGGCGUCCAGCUCCUACUCAAGCUUUAGCGCCGCCUCGGACGAGAAGGUCGGGCGUGGCUUGGGCAGCACGCUCUCCUCCUCCCAGCAGGCUCUAUACCGGGACUGGCGGGAAGGCGGGAGCAAGACCACGUCGUCCUACGAGAAAGACAGCCCGGGAUUCCCCAAGUCCCGCAGCACCCAGCACAUGGCUCACCACGGCGGCAGCCCGCAGAAUGGUGGCAUCGGUGGUGGUGGUGGCGCCUCCUCGCCCGUCUACACACGUACGCCGUCCUGCUUCAGCGAGCCAUACCACUCGCCUCACCUGCCGUCGCGCAACGCCAGCGGCUCAUCCGCAUCAGGGGCUCUUCGGCGGGACAGCCGGGACAGCCGCGGGAGCAGCAGCAUCGGCGUGGGCAUUCACGGGGCCGAAGAUGAGCUGAGCCGCCGCUGGCGUCAGCUGAGUGUGGAGGAACUCAACGCCUACUCCUACCGCAGCCCCGGGGGUGGAGGUGGAGGCGCGAGCGGUCGAGUUUCGCCAUUCAGCUUCUCCGAGCGCCACUUUGCCAUAAGCCCUGCCAAGAUCAAGCUGGGGCCCCUCUACAGCAGCUUCCAGGAGGGGGACGACUCUGUCUUCCACGGCCGCAUGCUGGACCCGUGCUUCUCACACGCCGCUGCUGCUGCCGCCUCGGCUAGUCCAAGCCCGAGCCCCAAGCUGCCCCACCGUAGGCAGGAGAAGGGUGCCCUCUACAGGGCAUCGAAAGAUGACAGCCAGGAGUCCGAGGGCAGCAUCUUCCAGUCAGGGGGCUCGAAGGACAAAGGCGCCACUCCCAGGAGCAUCAAGAAGGAGUACGUGGACGCAAGUCCAAACAGCUCAGCUGAGUCUCUGCACCAAAGUCCCCACGACGCCUCAGCCACCUCUUCCUCCAACAUGCACUAUCAAAGGGACCCACACCCACACCCUCACCCCCAUCCGGUCCCCCCUGGCCCCCCCCAACGGCAGACACCUACGCAGUACCAAAAAUUUGGCAACACAGGACUCAGCCGAAAAGACAGUCUGACUAAGGCUCAGUUGUAUGGGACGCUGCUGAACUGACAAAGCAAAGUCUUUCUGAGGACGUGAAUAUAAGAGUCUUUGUUGAGGGGGCCAUAGCUUGGCUAAUGUGGGUUUGGUAUUACUACAGUAGAAGAUUAUUUUUGGUUGUGGUCUGGUAUUAUUACGGUUAACCAGGCUCACUAUGAAUGUUCGCGAAUGGCUUUAACUGUAAUUUCUGUACAUUGUUUUUGGAAGUGAAGGAAUUGUGGCUAAAAGACCACAAAAACUGAUCAAAUCCUCAGCACACACCUAGCUUUCAAAUAAAUCCCACCUCUACUCCCAUAUACCUUACACAUUUCAUUAAUUAUCUUUUCAUACCUAUUCAAAUACCAAUAAAGGUUUCUCCCUUA
Messenger RNA from Clupea harengus (Atlantic herring), 3525 nucleotides. It is a transcript of the gene begain, whose product is annotated as brain enriched guanylate kinase associated. Lineage: Eukaryota; Metazoa; Chordata; Actinopteri; Clupeiformes; Clupeidae. The record is from RefSeq and is a predicted model, not a curated record. Gene Ontology annotation, cellular component: synapse.